AUGUAUGAGGACUGUGUCAAGACCACUGAGGACUAUUAUUUCCUCUGUGACACAGAGGGGCCAUGGGGCAUUGUUCUGGAGUGCCUGGCAAUAAUCGGCAUAGUGGUUACAAUUAUUCUGCUCUUGGCAUUUCUCUGCCUCAUGCGAAAGGUUCAAGACUGUGGCCAGUGGAAUGCCCUCCCUACACAGCUCCUCUUCCUCCUGGGUGUGCUGGGGCUCUUUAGCCUUGCUUUUGCCUUCAUUUUCCAGUUCAAUCAGCAAACUGCCCCUGUGCGCUACUUUUUCUUUGGGGUUCUCUUUGCUCUCUGUUUCUCAUGCCUUUUGGCUCAUGCCUCCCACCUGGUGAAGCUGGUCCGGGGUAGAGUCACCUUCUCUUGGACAACAAUUCUGUUCAUUGCUAUUGGGCUCAGCCUGUUGCAGACGAUCAUUGCCAUUGAGUAUGUGACUCUCAUAAUGACCAGAGGUAUGAUGUUCGUGCACAUGACACCCUGUCAGCUCAAUGUGGACUUUGUCGUACUCCUGGUCUACGUCCUUUUGCUGAUGGCCCUCACAUUCUUCGUCUCCAUAGCCACCUUUUGUGGCCCAUGUGAGAACUGGAAGCCACAUGGGCGGCUCAUCUUCCUCACUGUGCUCAUCUCCAUCAUUAUCUGGGUGGUGUGGAUCUCCAUGCUCAUGAGAGGCAACCCACAGCUCCUGCGGCAGCCCCAGUGGGAUGAUCCUGUCAUUUGCAUUGCCCUGGUCACCAACGCAUGGGUUUUCCUGCUGCUAUACAUCAUCCCUGAGCUCUGCAUUCUCUACAGAUCGUGUAAACAGGAUUGCCCUUCACAAGGCAACGCCUGCUCAGUCCCAGCCUACCAAUGCAGCUUCAGAGUGGAGACCCAGGAACUCUCAAGAGCCCGAGACAGUGAUGGAGCUGAGGAGGAUGUAGCAUUAACUUCAUAUUCAGCUGCAGCCAGUAUGACUACAGAUGUGGCUGAGGUCAGCGACCUGCUUUGAUGAACCCAUA
Messenger RNA from Hipposideros armiger (great roundleaf bat), 1006 nucleotides. It is a transcript of the gene GPRC5D, whose product is annotated as G protein-coupled receptor class C group 5 member D. Gene Ontology annotation, molecular function: protein kinase activator activity; G protein-coupled receptor activity. Gene Ontology annotation, cellular component: signaling receptor complex; intracellular membrane-bounded organelle; extracellular exosome. Gene Ontology annotation, biological process: G protein-coupled receptor signaling pathway. The transcript has 3 exons. NCBI's taxonomy places the organism in Eukaryota, Metazoa, Chordata, Mammalia, Chiroptera, Hipposideridae. The record is from RefSeq and is a predicted model, not a curated record. Bases 1 to 996 code for a protein of 331 amino acids.